This is a messenger RNA of Erigeron canadensis, 801 nucleotides long. RefSeq lists its product as uncharacterized. Lineage: Eukaryota; Viridiplantae; Streptophyta; Magnoliopsida; Asterales; Asteraceae. The record is from RefSeq and is a predicted model, not a curated record. Bases 1 to 801 code for a protein of 266 amino acids. The transcript has 2 exons.
AUGCAAAAACGUAUUGGUUCCACCACAAUCAUCAACGAACCGUUCGAAUGGUCUAACGAUAGUAGUUUAGAGGUGUUUGUGAACGUCAUUGAGUCCGAAGAAGCCGAAAGUUCCAUAGCGCGGUCACGGGCGAAAUCUAAAGUCGUGAACCGCAACUGUUGGACCGCUUCAGAAAGGUUGCACCGCGACUACUUUUUUGAUGAACCGAAAUACGAUGAUGAUCUUUUUGAAGAAAGGUAUCGUAUGUCUAAAAGACUAUUUUUAAAGAUUGUGCAUGAUCUUGAGUCAAGAUACGCGUAUUUUCAGGACUCGUAUGAUGCCCGGUUGGCCAAGAGUUUUACACCGAUACAGAAGUGCACAUCUGCCAUCCGGCAACUUGCAACCGGUAACCCAUCAGAUGAGUACAACGAAUAUUUAGAGAUGGCCGGGAGAACAUCACAUGAAUGUCUUCAAUUUUUUGUGACGCUAUCGUUGACACUUAUAGCACCGAAUAUCUGCGAUUUAUGGAUAUGGCACGCCUUUUUUGGUCCUCCGGGUGCUCUAAACGACAUCAAUGUGCUACAACAAUCUCCCUUGUUCCUCCCCGAGCGUAUGGGCACUGCUCCUUACUGUCCCUUCUCUGUAAAUGGGCGUACGUAUAGACCUGGGUACUAUCUAGUCGAUGACAUAUAUCUUACAUGGUCUACAUUUGUUAAAGCGUACAAAUACCCGACCGACCCAAAAGAAAAAAUGUUCAAAACGGCACAAGAGGCGGCUCGCAAAGAUAUUGAACGGGCAUUUGGUGUUCUCAAAGGAAAAUGA